Messenger RNA from Nicotiana attenuata, 1035 nucleotides. RefSeq lists its product as uncharacterized. The transcript has 4 exons. The record is from RefSeq and is a predicted model, not a curated record. Bases 1 to 1035 code for a protein of 344 amino acids. Lineage: Eukaryota; Viridiplantae; Streptophyta; Magnoliopsida; Solanales; Solanaceae.
AUGGCAAUGGGUCAAGGGCAUCAGAUGCAGCAGGUUCAGAGGAUGGUUGUAUGUUGUGAAAUUUGUGGAGAAGAGAGGCGGAUUGGGGGGUUGGGUGCACAACAAAAUACCCGACCUACUGGAACACUCCCAAGUGAUACUAAGAAAAAUCCCAUUGAACAAGUGCAAGCAAUUAAUCUAAGCAGUGGGAAAGCAUUUAAGGAGGUGCCACUUAAACAAUAUGUGCCUAAAGAACUUUUCGAAAGAUUGGUACCUCAACCAGAGGUAGAAGCUGAAAAGAAAGAUGAUGAACACAGGAAAGAGAUAGAGGUGCGUGUGAAUCUUCCUUUAGUAGAAGUGAUGCAAGAAGUGCCUAAAUAUGCUAAGUACUUAAGAGACAUUGUGGUCAAUAAAAGAAGGUUGACAGAGUUUGAAACGGUUGCACUUACUGAGGAGUGUAGUGCUAGAGUACAGAGUAAGCUCCCGCCUAAGUUGAAGAAUUCAGGUUGUUUUACAAUUCCCUUGGCAAUUGCAAAAUACAAGCUCAACUUAGGAGCACCAAGGCCUACUACUAUAACUCUACAUCUCGCAGAUCGGUCAUUAGCAGUGCCUGAAGGAAUUAUUGAAGAUGUGCUGGUGCAAGUGGGGAAGUUCAUCUUUCCCGCCGAUUUCAUUAUUCUUGACUACAUGGCCGAUGAGGAGGUUCCAAUUAUUUUGGGGCGACCAUUCUUGGCCACUGGAGGGGCACUUAUUAAUGUGAGGGAGGACAAGCUAAAGAUGAUAGUGCAUGAUGAAGAAGUCACAUUUAAUGUGUACAAUGAGCUUAACCUUCCUAAGCAUUAUGAGGACUUAUGCAUGAUCUCUGUGGUAGAAUCGAAGUUGAUAGAGCAAGGUCUUUAUAUGGAGCCUAGUAGCAUGGAAAAGAAAAUCAGGUUAGAAGAAGUGGUGUUGCAAGCUGAAUGUGUAAAGGUAGAAGAGAAAAGGGUUAGAGAGGAAAGAGGAGAUCCUCCUAGAGCACGCAAGAAGGAAAAACUCCAUGGAAAGAGGAGGAAAUGA